This is a messenger RNA of Anas platyrhynchos (mallard), 1927 nucleotides long. RefSeq names its product Wnt ligand secretion mediator (gene WLS). Gene Ontology annotation, molecular function: Wnt-protein binding. Lineage: Eukaryota; Metazoa; Chordata; Aves; Anseriformes; Anatidae. The record is from RefSeq and is a predicted model, not a curated record. Gene Ontology annotation, cellular component: endomembrane system; organelle membrane. Gene Ontology annotation, biological process: Wnt signaling pathway; Wnt protein secretion; intracellular protein transport.
AUUCUAAUUAAAACAACAGCAGCAACAACAAAAAACCAACUGCGGAAUGGGAGAGCAGGCAAUAUGCAGAGGUAUCUGGGUCAUUCCUCCUUGCAGCUGGGGCAGAGAACUCGAGGAAUGCCGACAGACGAGCUCUAGCAAGUCCACCCCUUGUAAAGUAACAGGAUCCUGCCUUCCAGCUGAGCGAGCUCCCAGCCCCACGACAGCUGUCCCUUACAUGUCAGUGAAGUGCAUUGAUGUAAGGAAAAACCACCACAAAACCAAGUGGCUGAUGCCCUGGGGACCCAACCACUGUGAGAAGCUCAAAGACUUCGACGAAGCAGUGAGCAGGCAGAUCGAGGCCAACGACAUCGUGUUUGCCGUGCACAUCCCUCUCCCCAGCAAGGAGAUGAGCCCCUGGUUCCAGUUCAUGCUUUUCAUCAUGCAGCUGGACAUCGCCUUCAAGAUGGACAACGACCUGAAAGAAAACGCAGAAAUCACCCUGGAUGUGUCGUUAGCGUAUCGCGAUAACAUGUUUGAUGAAUGGGAAGAAAUAGCACACGCGAUAGAGAUCAGGAAGCUGAAAUGCACCUUUGGCUCUCCAAAGACCCUGGAGUCCGAAGGCCGUCACUACGACUGCGACUUCCUCCCCUUCAUGGAGAUCGGCAGCGUGGCUCACAAGUACUACCUCAUCAACAUCCGUCUGCCCGUGAACGAGAGGAAAGGCAUCAAUGUGGGCAUUGGGGAGAUCAAGGACAUCCGCCUGGUGGGUAUCCAUCAAAACGGAGGCUUCACGAAAGUGUGGUUUGCCAUGAAAACCUUCCUCACCCCCAGCAUUCUGAUCAUCAUGAUCUGGUACUGGCGGCGGAUCACGCUGAUGACACGCGCUCCUGUCCUGCUGGAGAAGGUGAUUUUUGCUCUGGGAAUUUCCAUGACGUUCAUUAACAUCCCGGUGGAGUGGUUUUCCAUCGGCUUUGACUGGACGUGGAUGCUGCUCUUCGGAGACAUUCGACAAGGCAUUUUCUAUGCCAUGCUCCUGUCGUUUUGGAUCAUCUUCUGCGGAGAGCACAUGAUGGACCAGAACGAGCGGAACCGCCUCUCGGGGUACUGGAAGCAGGUUGGACCCAUAGCUGUCGGCUCCUUCUGCCUCUUCAUCUUCGACAUGUGCGAGAGGGGAGUGCAGCUGAAAAACCCCUUCUACAGCAUCUGGACCACCGAGGUCGGCACGGAGCUGGCUAUGGCCUUUAUUAUAGUUGCAGGAAUCUGCUUGUGCCUUUAUUUUCUCUUCCUGUGUUUUAUGGUCUUCCAAGUUUUCAGAAACAUCAAUGGAAAGCAGUCAAGCCUGCCGGCAAUGAGCAAGGUUCGCUGUCUUCAUUAUGAGGGGCUGAUUUUUAGGUUCAAGUUCCUGAUGCUCAUCACCCUGGCGUGUGCAGCAAUGACAGUCAUCUUCUUCAUCGUGAGCCAGGUGACAGAAGGCCACUGGAAGUGGGGGGACAUCACGAUCCAGGUGAACAGCGCCUUCUUCACCGGCAUCUACGGGAUGUGGAACCUCUACGUCUUCGCGCUCAUGUUCCUGUACGCGCCCUCACACAAGAACUAUGGGGAGGAUCAGUCAAACGGUGACCUGGGAGUGGGCAGCGGCGAGGAGCUCCAGCUCACCACCACCAUCACCCACGUGGACGGCCCCACGGAGGUUUACAAGCUGGCUCGCAAGGAGGCUCAGGAGUAAGGCCAAGAUCCCGGCGGCUGAGACGCGAGACAAAGUGGAGUACACAGGACGACACAACGCCCUCCUGCAGGAGAUGUGUCCGACGUAACUUGCUUUCUGAGCACCCAGCAUCUAGUGUAUUUUCACAGAGCAGUGACGCCGAGCAUAACAUUUGUAAACUCUUUAAUAUGUUGUAGUUAUUUCUGGGGGGAGGGAUAUGUAUAUUGUGUUACACUCGAG